GAGAAAGUCAAGAACCACAUAAACAAAAUCACACCUUAUCCUAUUGGGAGUGAAAGAGAAUCAAUGUAAUUAGUAAUCAUGGCGAAACAAACGAGAUGACCAUUUCUUCUCUUGUUGUUGUUCUUCCUUCUCCUUCUCCUCCUCCUCCCACAAAUUACAAAUUUUGGUCCUUCCUCAACAUUAGUAAUAAUAAUGGAAAGUCUAUUUCCAUUCAUCAACCCCAUAGAUUCUCCUUACGAGUUAUGAAUGAGUCGAAUAGAACAGAGGUAGCUACUGAAGAUGCAACAGCAGAUAAGCUGGUAGAUGGAAUGGAUUUUGGGGAACUAUGCAAUGAAUUUGAAUGCAUUAGCAGCCCUUCUGUUGAAGCUACUGCUAGGCAGCUUGUUCGAGAUAUUCUCCAGCUUCGCCAAGGCAAUCGUGCCCUCGGUACCUUUGCUCUAUCUGUCAAGUACAAGGAUCCAGUGAGAAGUUUUACAGGACGAGAUAAGUACAAGAGACCAUUGUGGAUAACUGAUGCACUACAGAAUCCUAAACCGAGUGUGCAAGAAAUGGUGAUGUUGUCAACAAGUGUGUUAAAUAUUAAGUGGACAAUAAAAGGAAAACCAAAGUCUUUGGUUGGUAGCAUAGGAGGGGAUUUAAUCAUCAAAGUGAAUUCAAGAUUCACUUUGAACCAAAUAAGUGGACAAGUAGUUGAGCAUGAAGAGCAAUGGGAUUUAUCAGGAUCAUCCAUCAUUGCUCAAGCUUAUUUCUGGGCAUCGCGACGACUCUUUGCUACUGUUGAAGCUGGAAAAGAUGUUGCUGAUAUUCUCAAAGACUUGACUUCUAAAUCUUCUAAAGAGAAUAAAAACAUGGAUGUCUAUCCUGACCCUUAUGGUGAUCCAGCAAAGUUCUUUCAAAGGGAUGACAGCUUCCAGAGAGAUUUUUACCAAAUUGCAUUGCUGCUGGCAGUUAUAUAUUUUGUGGUACAGUUCUUGAGGACAACUUUAUGAGACCUGUAAGUUGAUAUAAGCUUUGUAUAAUUGUAAUUAUUAAUUCAUGUUUAUUUAUUGAUACAUAUACAUACUUGAGGAAUAUAUAUCAUAUCACAUUGUAUUUCCUUCCCUUAAUACCAAGAAAGUACUUAAGUUCA
Messenger RNA from Solanum dulcamara, 1129 nucleotides. RefSeq lists its product as uncharacterized. The transcript is spliced from 5 exons. Gene Ontology annotation, cellular component: chloroplast. The coding region runs from base 96 to 989 and encodes 297 amino acids. The record is from RefSeq and is a predicted model, not a curated record. Lineage: Eukaryota; Viridiplantae; Streptophyta; Magnoliopsida; Solanales; Solanaceae.